Molecule: messenger RNA, 1949 nt
Organism: Crotalus tigris (Tiger rattlesnake)
Lineage: Eukaryota; Metazoa; Chordata; Lepidosauria; Squamata; Viperidae
Gene: ZFP36
Product: ZFP36 ring finger protein
Exons: 2
Coding region: 107-1171 (354 amino acids)
Molecular function (GO): metal ion binding; mRNA binding
Source: RefSeq, a predicted model, not a curated record
CGGAGCCGGGAAGGGGCGUGGCCAGGGUAAUAUCUGGGGGCCCCGGCCGCCGCGCCUCAGUCGUCCGGGGCUGCUUUCGGCGAGCGGAGCACGACCAGGCGCCACCAUGAGCUCCAUUCUGGACGUCCGGAACCUCUACCAGAACCUGUUCAACCUCUCGCUGAGCGAAGAGCCGGACGCGCCCGCCUCCGCCUUCUCCUGCGGCCACUCAGCCCACUCCUCCGACCCGGCGCUGCCCGGCAGCGGGGACUCGGCGCUGUGGCCCCUGCGCAGCCCCUGGAGCCCCCAGGGGGAGCAACCGCGGCCCCCCUUGCGCCCGGAUCGCUCGGUCAGCCUGAUCGAGGGCAGGGCACUGCCACUGCCGCCGCUGCCGCCCCCACCGGGCUUCCCCCCGCUCAAGCAGCCCGCCGGCGCCCCGCCCGCCCCGUCGUCCCGCUACAAGACGGAGCUGUGCCGCACCUUCAGCGAGAGCGGCCGCUGCAAGUACGGCGCCAAGUGCCAGUUCGCCCACGGUGCGGCCGAGCUGCGCUCCGUCAGCCGCCACCCCAAGUACAAGACGGAGCUGUGCCACAAGUUCUACCUGCACGGCGAAUGUCCCUACGGCGCCCGCUGCCACUUCAUCCACCUGCCCGACGAGGCGCAGCUCUGCGGCAGUGGCGGGGCUGGCCCGCAGCUCCUGCGCCAGAGCGUCAGCUUUUCCGGGGUGCCCAGCACCCGCCGCGCCUCCCCGCUGCCCGGCCUGCCCGACCCGGCCUCCUUCGCCCGGGCACCCUCGGCCUCGCCCCCGCCCGCCUGCGCCGAGCUCCUGUCACCCGCCUUCGAGCACCUGGCCGGGGACCCCCUCGCUCUGCUCUCGCCCUUCGGGGACUCGCUGGCCGGGACCCUCUUUGGCAGUGGCGGCGGCAGCUGUUGCUCCUGCCGCUGCCGGAAGUCGGCCGGCCUGGGCAGCUCGCUGCAGGGCGCCCGGGACUUCUCGGCGGCCCCCGGGACGCCCCCCUCGGUCCUGCCCAGGACCCCCUCCUCCAACUCGCUCUCGGACCCCGACUGCUACAGCAGCUCCAGCAGCCUCAGCGGCUCCGACUCGCCUGUCUUCGACCAGCACCCCAUCGGCGGGCCGGCAGGGACCCCUCACCGCCUGCCCAUCUUCAACCGGCUUUCGGUCUCGGACUGAGGGCCGGACGGGACUGUUCCAAGCUGGCCAUCGAUGGCCACGGAAGGGGCUGCCCUCUGGACGGGAUUUCCUCCCCGCCUGAACUGAUGCCAGCUGCUUUUCAGGGCUUUGCCUGCUCUUGAAGUCCUCCUGUUGCCUGUUCUUUUGCGGGGGUGGGAGGGUGCAGUGCUUUUCCUGCCUCCCACCUGCCGGCCUUCCCGCCCUCACUGGGCCUGGGCAACGGGGUUCCAGAUGAUUGCAGUUUCCCUCUCACAGAUAGUGCCUUAAGCAGAAUCUGCACUUGGACACCAGAUUGAGCAGUUGCGCAGAGGUGGGCCAGGUCCUUACCUCCCCUCCCCCCCUCCCCAGGAGUGCCUUAUGGCAGCCUGCAUCAGACAGUCGGGUCUUUUAACUGUCUCAAAAAUCCCCUUUCAGGGAGCCAGGAAACCAAGCUGGGGGGGGGGGUCAAUUUAAUUUUCUCUCUGGUUUUGCACAAAACAGCUGGCUGGGCUGAGCUGAGAGGGUGAACUGCCUCACCCCCUUGGGGCAGUUGCCUUUCCCCCCUCCCUUUAAGAAAUUCAACUGUCAGGAGAUUGUUCCCUUUUUAGGAAUUGCCUCCUCCUCCUCCCCCCCCCAACCUGGAAAAACCUAGAGAAGUUCAAACAGAGGAUUUUUCUUUGCUCUUUAUUCUAAAGAGCCGAGGUGGCGCAGCAGUUAGGGUGCAGUACUGCAGGCCACUUUAGCUGACUGUGUUCAGCAGGUCAGCGGUUCAAAUCUCACCGGCUCAAGGUUGACUCAG